AUGUGGAGCUCAGUCAAAGAGCACACCUCCCAUCGGUCCGUCCCGCCGCCCACCCUCAGCUUCCUCUUCGUGGUCAACUGUCCGAUCCUAAGCGAGCAGUAUAAACGCGAGUAUUCGAAGGACCGGUGGGGUAUCAUCCUUCCGCCGACCAAAACAAGCCACUUCGCCAGGGAGGGGGCCAGUCCAGUGUUCCGGUACAAGAACGGCCGUGUCACCAGGGCCUCAGAAUAUGUCUGGCACCGGAACCCAGGCACAGAAGGAGGCAUCAUCUUGGCCUCCCAGAUUCCAACACUGGGCGGCAGCAUCCAUCAGACACCAUAUAUGCUGAAGUUUGCCACCUGUACCGUUUUUCGCGGCUGCCCCUUUCGACCCAUCAUCUACAUGGAGAGGGAUGCAUUGGCUUAUGAUGUGAACGAGAUUGAUAUAGAGCAGAUGUACCACCCCCUAAGCUUCGGCAUGUACCAGAGCAGGGGGGGCGUUAGUAUGGCUGGUGCACGGAUGAGUUUUUUGCAUGCCGUCGGGCGCGAUGCGGCCUGGGUGGGCAAGCUGGUUCCUGACUCUUACAAGAAUCCGAGCCGAGCGGCCCCCGACUCAGGCGGUCUGGCAGGAUCGCUGCCUGUGAUCCUGGGUCUUAUGGCGCUCUCCCAGAUACCGGGCCACGAGGCGGAAGCUUUCGACCGUGGUUUGUGGGUGGACGGGACAUGGUCUGGACCAGACUGGUCAUACAACGGGAGGUCUCCAACAGGAGCAGACGACCUGCCACGUGGAGUCGUGGUCCAUGUGUGCUGCGAUGAAGUCCAGAACCCACACGGGUCGACUAUUGACUCGAUACAGCGAUUCUGUGACGACGGAAUUAUCGUCCAGGGUUAA
Messenger RNA from Cryphonectria parasitica EP155, 870 nucleotides. RefSeq lists its product as uncharacterized. The record is from RefSeq and is a predicted model, not a curated record. The transcript is spliced from 5 exons. NCBI's taxonomy places the organism in Eukaryota, Fungi, Ascomycota, Sordariomycetes, Diaporthales, Cryphonectriaceae. The coding region runs from base 1 to 870 and encodes 289 amino acids.